This is a messenger RNA of Drosophila biarmipes, 857 nucleotides long. RefSeq lists its product as uncharacterized. Lineage: Eukaryota; Metazoa; Arthropoda; Insecta; Diptera; Drosophilidae. Gene Ontology annotation, cellular component: proteasome core complex. The record is from RefSeq and is a predicted model, not a curated record. Bases 219 to 761 code for a protein of 180 amino acids. The transcript has 4 exons.
GUAGUUUAAACACUAAUCCCCAUAUUCACUCUCUUUGAAGUCGGUUGCCAACCCUGUUUUCAGUGCCCAUCCAGUAGGCUCUUGACUACGCCCUAACGUCAUUCAUUUGCAGAAUCUCGUUGUAAAUUGACGCGGAAUAGACUGUAAUCCAUUCGGACUCGCGAUCGCUAAACUGACACUUUUCUGCCUGAACGCUUCUCGCGGAUCUCUUCUUCGAAAUGUUAGAUGGCAAAACUACUUGUACUUUUGAACACGGCAGCAUGAUGGGUGUAGCCUGUAACGAGGGCUUGGUGCUGGCCACCAGUUCGAGGGAUCACCUGAUGUACCACCUGGAUGACCGCAUAUACUUGUGUGCCCCUCGUGCCGCCAAUGAUCGCGAGAAAAUCCUGCAAGUGUGCGCCCAGGUGGAGUACCUGACCCGCGAUCUGGGCCAGAAAAUCACGGUGGCCCAAGUGCAGGACAUGCUGAGCUGGAAAUUCAAGGAGGAGACCGUGGACACCCUGCUGGCUGGCGAGGAUUCCAACGGCCUCCACAUCUACAGCUUGAAGUCCAAUAAGGCAUCGCGCAGGGUGAUGUAUGCGGCCAAGGGCAACGAGGAGGAUGAAAUCCAGGCCCAGUUGCUGGUGAACUGGAGGCAGAACCUCAAAAUUGGUGAGGCUGAGCAGCUAGCCAGGGAUGCACUCAAAGUCAACGGCAACAACUACUUGGACCUGUGCGUCAUAUACAGGACUGUGGAAUCGGAGCAGAGCCCGUCUGCCUGAUCGCAGGGAAGCCAUCUCUAUGCAAUAAUUAAUCGCAUCGUUCCCUUUUCAGGUUGAAAUAAAUGAAUUGUUGAUGCUCCACUGCCUCCCCUGUAA